This is a messenger RNA of Perkinsus marinus ATCC 50983, 633 nucleotides long. RefSeq lists its product as hypothetical. The transcript has a single exon. NCBI's taxonomy places the organism in Eukaryota, Perkinsozoa, Perkinsida, Perkinsidae. The record is from RefSeq and is a predicted model, not a curated record. Bases 1 to 633 code for a protein of 210 amino acids. Gene Ontology annotation, molecular function: lipid binding.
AUGGAGGCCGUUAAAGAUGCCCAGACCGUUCUGCUCGGAUACGAAAAGGACGAGAGGUUCAAGUCCAGCGGCAAGUCAGGCGAUGUUGAGCUGUCCGUUCGUCCCCCUACUGCUACCGAACGGCAGGUCGUAUGCGGCAAGAUGAGCUUUGGUAAGGACUAUUCUAUCCAACAGAUCAUGCAGUUUAUCAAUGAUCUCACGGUUAAGGGGACCUGGGACAGUCAAUUCCAGGAUGGCAAGAUACUAGAGACCUAUAUGAAAUCGGACUCGCAGGAGUUCCUGCUGUGCUGGGCCGCUUACAAGAAGCAGUUGGGUGUAUCGGGGCGUGACUUCGUGUAUGAAGUUCUCACUGAAAUGCUCUCUCCUACUCUUGGUGUUAUCGCUACUCGCUCGGUGGAGAAGGCAGAAUAUCCGGAGCAUAAGUUUUUGGACACUCAUUGCAGAGGCUUCAUCCACAAUGCUGGGUAUAUCAUUCAUGAUGUCGAGGGAGAGAAGAUGGUAUCCUAUUAUAAUCAGGUGGAUUUGAGAGGUUUGAUACCGACUUGGAUCGUGAACAAAGUUCAGAUUCAACAGCCUACUAGUCUAAAAGACACCUACAAGGCCCUCAGACAGUACAAGUUUAGCUCCCUCUAA